This is a messenger RNA of Topomyia yanbarensis, 1122 nucleotides long. Its product is annotated as AN1-type zinc finger protein 2A. NCBI's taxonomy places the organism in Eukaryota, Metazoa, Arthropoda, Insecta, Diptera, Culicidae. Gene Ontology annotation, cellular component: endoplasmic reticulum; cytoplasm. The transcript is spliced from 3 exons. Gene Ontology annotation, molecular function: zinc ion binding. The record is from RefSeq and is a predicted model, not a curated record. The coding region runs from base 244 to 954 and encodes 236 amino acids. Gene Ontology annotation, biological process: proteasome-mediated ubiquitin-dependent protein catabolic process; protein targeting to ER.
UGUCAGCGUGCAUCAGCACAGCAACAUUGCAACUCAUCAUUAUCGGAGAGGAUUGUAACAAAGCAAGAGUCACCAGUAAUCACAUUGAACAGAAGUCUUGCAUCAGGAUUUGUAGAAUCAUCCAGCGUAUUUUCGAAGUUUCCGAUAGAGAGACUCAUCCAAUAAAUAGUGCGCCCUAAGGCUGACACUAAGCAUUCCAUUUGUUAAACAUUUGCCAUCAGCAGUGAUACGUACCAAAAUACGAUGGAGUUUCCAAGUUUAGGCAAACAUUGUUGUGAAAAGUUUUGCAACAAGCUCGAUUUCCUCCCUAUGAAAUGUGAUGCCUGUGGCGACAUUUUUUGCUCGGACCACUUUAGCUACCGAACACAUUCCUGCCCUUCAGCGUACAAGAAGGAUGUCCAGGUGCCGAUUUGUCCGCUUUGCGGUGAACCAGUUCCUACGGCGCGCGAUGUUUCACCGGAUGUGACGGUCGGGGCUCACAUCGAUCAGUUUUGUAAAUCGGAGAAGAAGAAAAUCUACACCAAUCGCUGUUCGUACAAAACAUGCAAGAAAAAGGAACUAAUCCCAGUUUCGUGCGGAGUUUGCAAACGGAACUAUUGCCUCAAGCAUCGCCACACAUCGGACCACGAAUGCGCUGGGGCGCAAAGCGCGUCGGUACCGCAGCGGAGUUUGGUUGCCCAAGCAGCGCUCGAUAGACAGCGACAGCAAAAUCAAAAGAGCAUCGAACGAGUUCCAAAUCGGCCGGCUGUAGCCAGUAUCCACCUGGAAGCGGUUCAGGGUAAUAUGUCUGAGGAUGAAGCUUUGGCACGGGCUUUGGCGCUUUCGUUGCAAGAAGAGGACGACGAACGUGCACGGGCUGCGCGGGAUAAUGGAUCUGGAAGUGGUGGAGCAAGCGGUCGCAACGGAAUUGCGGUUGGAGGAACCAGCGCUAAGGAUAAGUGUAAUCUCUCGUGAUUGCUGACCGUGGUAGAGUGGGAGCUUGACAAUCGGUGGUGCUUUUGAUUACAUACAUUGCGUAAUAUAUAAUCAUUUUCGAAAUUGAUGUAUAGUCUGCCUUUAAUCCUUGUCUAACAUAAUUUUAUUGAUAAUCGUAAACGCUUAAUAAAAAUACUUAUCACCAUA